UGUACAGAUGCAGACAACCUGUAUGUGGUCAGUUGAUUUUGGACGUACAUCGCCGUGAUAAGAUACAGUGCCUUAACGUGUUGUUUUCUGUAUUAUGAUUUUGUAGAACAUGGUGAAUGAAAGGAAGUAGGCCAAGGCCUAGUGUGAACAUGGCAAACACCUUUUUGGUUGAAUUAGUUUGAUUUUUGCUCAGCAGAACAGUAUGGGUCAGAGCACUUCAUCAACAUCGGUGUCGAAUUCCAACAGCACCAAUAGAGGUACUGGUCAGCAGUCGUCCAUCAGAUCUCGACCAGCAGGUACAACAACAGAACGUCGGAGGACAUGUUCAGGUGCCUCAAGUGGUUACCGGCCCAAGCCUAAUCAAAGCCAUGGACCACCCACUGCGAGUAGGGUUAGCUGGCCUCAUCAUGCCAUCCAACCGCUAGACUCUCCGCUGCAGCCGGCCAACCAACAGCCUAGCCUUAGUAACUUCCACUUCCACAAGGUUCACGGCAAGAACAUUGUGCUGUCUGGUGAUGGCAAGACUGCUUCCCGCAUGGGCAGCUUCUGCAAUGCGCUCGUCUUUAGCCACCGGGCUAUACAUGUAGGGGAGAUCCUACAUUUUGAGCUAAUCCAAAAUACGGCAGGCUGGAGUGGGGUGCUUCGCUUUGGUUACACAUCACAGGACCCCCUAUCAUUACGCAGCAAUGGCAUUCCCAAGUAUGCAUGUCCCGAUCUCACAGCAAGGCCUGGGAACUGGGCUAAGGCGGUCAGGGAAAGCUGUGCUUUGCAUGGCAAUGUACUCAACUUUGUGCUCAGUGAGGAUGGAACUGUAUAUUUCAGUGUGAACCAGGAACACUUCAUUGAGUUCUUCAAUGGGGUGGACACUACCAGACCCACCUGGGGAGUAAUUGAUGUCUAUGGCAAUACUACAGGAGUCAGAAUUGUUGAUACUUUCCCAACUUCAAAUAGGAUAUCAUCAAGAGGUGCGUCAAUGAAUUCUGGCUUCCAGGAUUCCUUGUGGCUGGUCUCAGACUUUAUCCCUGGGAGCAGUCGCUCAUCUUCUGCCCACAGCAGCAGUGCCCGCUCUAAUACACCCAAACCAGAGUCGUUACCGCUGCAUACCACCCACGGCUUCAACAUCACUCUCAAGGAGGAGAACGUGAUUGCAGACCGCAAGGUGACUAGUGUCAGUGGUGGGAUCACCUUCACCAGUCGCCCUGUUGAAUGCAACGAACGAGUCCUAGUCAAGGUUCUAGCGGUCAAUCAUUGUUACAUUGGACACAUGGGCAUUGGAUUGACGUCUUGUGACCCAAACUCCCUGGAUGUAGACUCCUUGCCCCUCGAGGCAGAGGAUGUGUGCGACCGCAAGGAGUACUGGGUCAUGUCGCGAGAUUACGAAACAUUACAGGAGGGGGCCUGCCUAGGUUUCACCCUGGGUAGAGAUGGACGCUUCCACAUGACUGGACCUGAAGGUGCUGACCACAAAGUUUUGAUGCAUGUUGAUACAUCUACACCUCUAUGGAUGUUCUUUGACCUGUACGGGACUACACAAACAAUUAAAAUAUUAGGUGCACUGAAGAAUAAGCCACCUCCUCCACCACCUCCUAUUCCAGACCGAGAGGCCAAUGACAUCAACUUGAAUAUAUUUGAUGAGGCUGAUGGUGCUGUAGCCUCUACUGACUCCCUGGAUGAAACAGAGGCUGUCCCCACACCCCCUCCAAGACUCAGUUCCACCUCUUCUACUAACAAGCCAGCCAGGCGGGCCCCUCCUCCUCGCCCUGCCAAACCCCCGCUGCGCCAGGACGAGUGUACGGUGUGCUUUGAGAACCCACCCAAUGCUGUCUUCUAUCGCUGCGGCCAUGUCUGCUGCUGCCUGGAGUGUGGCUCCAAGCUGAAGGAGAGGGGAGACCCCUGCCCGCUGUGCCGAGCCCCCAUUGAAGAUCUCAUUAAAUUCUACAAGAUGUAGGUGGGUUUGCAGGGUUUGCUGUUGAUAAUACCUGCACUUGUUACUUAAUAAGGGUGGGAUGUACAAGUAGGCCUGUUUGAUAUCCAUUUUUUAAAAACUGAAAUAUCGGGGAAAAUAUAUUUCAAUAUUCGAUAAUAUCGUGAUGACGUCAUUUUUUCUUCACGUCAGUCACUGACUCAUUGCUGCGUCACAAGCCCCACAUAGCACAGCACAGUGAGCUGUAAAGCAAGUCAAUUCCCACCAUGCCUAUGCAUCGGCAUCGUAAAUACCCCUGUCAGCAAAGCCCAUCUUUAAUUCUGUAUCGAACGGUUCAGAUUACCCAUACGCGUAUUAAAUCUUGCAGUAUCAAAUUUUACCUUGAAGUGGUCAAUCAUAAUUGCAAACAUUGUGGACGCAUUUCUCGUUUUGUAAGUAAAAGAAGUGUAAUGUUUAUGUACAUGUACAGUGUACAAGUGCAUGUACCUUGUAGUGCCAUGUUUGUAGUGCCAUGACAAAGCCGUUAAGUCACCGUGUGCGUAAAGGAAACCAAGGAAGUCAAGUUUAAAGAGCACCUCUGGGAAAAACAUGUUUUCUCUGAUUUUAUCUGUUCAAAUAAAUAAGGAAGCAUCUAAAUCGAACGCAGUGCCAUUUGUCUUCAGAGCUCAACUAUAACAAGUUAAAAAGGGCUUUUUUCUGUUCAUGACAAGAUGCGAAUUCUGAAUGUAGAUUGCAUCCUUUGGAGAGAACAGAAAACUAGAGGAACCCUGUGCAUGCCAAACAAUGCAUGUAGCUAUUGAAACUCUGAAAGUCAUUUUGAUUAAACAGACAGAUCCAAAAGUCAUGACUAUUGAGUACAUGUACAUGUAUGAAAGAGAAUUUGGAAUCUAACAUACAUGUAGUGAGUGACCUAUUGCCCUGUAAAUUCUCUUGAUAUUUCUUUUCCUUUCGGCAUCCAUGUACUUUUUGAGAAAACAAGUGGAAUCUAAAACAAUAAACAUUGCUAGUCUUAAAAUGCCCCAUUAUCAGUUUACAUUCUUACAUACAUGUAUGGUUGGUUGGAUCAUGUGCAUUGUUGAACCUACAUGUAUGUAAUUAUGCAUGAAAACACUGAGGUAGGUGGCACUGACCUCUGUAAAGUGUUAAUUGGCUAAGCAUUUAAACAGUAUGGGAAAGUUUGUGUAAACAUUUUUCAAAUUUAAUCUAAUUGGUUGGUUUAUAUUUCAUUUACUCGUGUAAUGACAUUAAUGGGGAGCAAAUUCAAAGUGAAAGUAACGCUGCUCCUGGUUAUUUGCUGCAUUUGCCAUGUAUCCAAUAUGUGGAGAGUCUGAGCUUUACAGCUUCCUGUGACUUCACACAUUUUUCAUGGUUUGAAUCACGCCGGGUGUGAAACACCAAUAGCCUGCCUGCCGCCCUCAUGCAUUGCCUCAUUCCCAUCCCCUCCCUUACCCUAUGCACCGUGAGUCAAAGUGCACCCUCACUGGCAAAAGAAAGACAGACUGUUAAAAAGUUUUUCAACUGGGUUCUUGCACGCGUUCGGCAUGCGUGUGGAGACCAAACAUUCCAGAAUAAAAUUGCUCUGCGUACUCAGUAUGUUCUGUGUCAAGUGCACGUAAACUUGCGUGCCUAUGUGGUGAGUCGGUACAUGUACCAAAGGACUCUCUACAUGUAUUUCCUUAAAAAACAUGCCCUCUUUUGUUCCCACAUGUUGGGAGCGGAUAGGAGAUGACCCUUCACCUGGCCCAGAGUCAGCCAGGCCAAAUAUGCAGAUAAUGGCACCAUGGUUCCUGUAGUGUUUGAAGGCCAUGAAACCAAAGUAGUGCUUUAAGUUGGACAUCCAUUACAUACUGUGCAUGUAUGUACUGGCACAUGCACAGCAGCAUUACUUUUCUUGUCUUAACAAAGUUUAGAGUGCCAGCCAGCAGUGUCGGUAUUGUGCUUGAGACAAGAUUUCUUCUUAGGUUAAAUGAAUAAUAAAGCAUGUAGAUUGCUCAACUCUUUAAUAUUUCCAAUGAAACCAAAUGUUGAAAUGUGUUGAGCACGCUCACAAGGGUUCAGUUAGCAAUGGACUCCAUCAUGUCCAUGGAGAGUGGGAGCAAAAUGAUUUCUGAACAAUUUUUAGCUGUUUAAGGUUCAUGAUUUUCCUGUGCUUGUAAGUACAUGUACAUGUAUGUGCUCAUGUGCUGCUUUAAUAUUGGGCAGAAUAAGUACACUGUACAAUGUAUACAUGUACAUGUAUAUGGGCAAUUCCAUGGCUAGUUUCAUUACAUUUUAGGGGUCUCAUCACAGCUCUUAGGACUCAAUCAUCAAGGUGAAUGUCAGAAAACUCUGAUGAAGGUGCCAUUAGUACUUGAUGCACAGACAAACAAGACCUCCAAAGAAUAUAAAAAUCAGACAGUGCAAUAAGUUUUAACAGGAACUUUAAUUUUGCUUAGUUAUGCUACAGAAAACGGGCAAGGGAAGAAAAUGCAUCUCUUUGCAUGAAAAGUGUCCUCAUCAGGAAAGCUUCUGAAACCAAGUUAAUAUUGGUAUAUUUUCCCACUGAAAGGCAAACGUUUUGACAUAAAAUGUGGAACAAUUAUUAUUUUCAUUUUUAAACAUUUCCCCCAAAUCAUGGAUUGUUAUGUUACAGUUACUGAUACAUGUUUACGUUACACUUUGUCUAUGCCCAUAGCAUUGUUAGUACAUGUAAAUCCAGUUGACUCUGGUUUAAACAGCAAAAAGAAUUGUUGUCUUAACAAAUAAGUGAAAACAAUAAUCACAUUGAAUCCUAAGCAUUACAAAGCCUUUAUCAAUUCCUGUCUUCCUGGAAGUGUACACAGAAGUAAUAAUAAAGGGAGUAUACAUGUACACAUGCACUAGUACAUGGAAUAAGAAGCAAUUAUCUGUACAAAGUCUUAUGCAUGCGUAAUCUUAUACAUGUAAAGUGAUUACUCAACAAACUACAUGUACAUACAUUUAAUAUACGGGUGUAUGCAUCAUCAUUCGAUUGAAUCUUCGGUUUACCUGACUAAUUUCAAACAAAUUCAAAAUGAAAUACAAGAGGAGCACAAUAAUAACAGUCUAUAAAUCUGUCUUUACAUGUAGGUAGGCUAGGUACAGUGUACAUGCGGUACAUGAAUGCUCGUAUCAUGGUUUGUUGAGCCUGAGACAAUUCAACUUGGGCUACAUGUAAAUUUGUACUUGCAUUUUCUUAGAUUUUGAGAGAAAACUUGAAGUGUCCUCUAUUAUUGACCACCUCUGGGACAUCUCACUAAUAGCAACUUUUUGUCCUUCAAGUGGAUUGAAGAUGUAUACCGAUGUACAUGUAGUCCUUUACAGCAGACCAUUUGCAAUACUUUCUAGCAGACAUGCAUGUACCAGUCUCCCUCCCUUAUUGACUCAUCCUUCGUCUCAUACCGAGGGCAGCAGAUGGAUGAUACUUCUUGUUUUCAUGACAUUUUCUGACUGUAGCAGUUUUCUUCUUUUUUAAAAUAAAUUUGUCGUACCGACCAGAUGCCUUCAACUUGUGUAUGAUGCACCUUUUUUUUUCUUCGCUGGUCAAAGGAAAUACUGACCUAAGGACACAUUCCAAAGAAAAAUAAACAAUUUAUGUUAACCAGAUUUAAAAGUUUUGAACUUACAAAGUACUAUUCAAGUAACAUUAAAUUCACAACAGCAUGGGCCUGCAUGUUCUCAUUUUGCUUCAUAUUAAGUAUACAUGUACCAUACAUGGAGAUGCCUGCUCUUGGUGACAAUUGAGCGUUAAUGUUCUAAAGGCCAAGAGGAACAGCCCAAAACUGCAGUUAUUAAAAAAUUAAAUGCAACUUAAAAAUGAAUGAAGAUUAUAUGAUUUUAAUAAAAAAAAAUUCAUCAAGCUUACAAAAAUGAAGAGCACUCCAACCACUGUAGUACUGACACUGUAUCACACAACUCUCAGCUAUCCAGUAUUACUGGCAUGUGCUACACAUGCUGCAUUCUUGCAUGUUUUCUUCAAAAAGUUAACACUUUUACUACAUGUAGGAGGAAAAUUAAAAUAUACACUUACUCUACAUGUACAUGUAUAUCAGAAUGACCUGCACUUUCUUACUCACCUUAUAUGCACUUUUUCUGGAGUUGUUAGAACUUCCUGUUUUAAACAAGGUGUUUGCUCGGACAUAAUGGCUGCAGCAGCAUUUGAAACAAGAAAAACGUGAUUACUUUAAAUGCAUCAUACUGCCUUCUAUUGUUCAAACUAGUCAUUUUAAAAACCAAAGUCUUUUUAAUGUCAAAUUGGCAGCACCUUGCGUACAUUAAAUGUUAACUUUGGUCAUGUUGGUUAGCUACAAUGUACAUGUACGUAACUUUUUACUUGAAUAUGUUACACGGUUGGUUAUGUUACAGGUUUUGACUGUCUGUUCAUAUGGUUUUGUAAACAGUUUUUUCCCGAAACUUAGGUCUGUAUGCUAUCAUGUAUUCAUACAAAGACGUUCCUCUCAAAGAAAACAGUUCUAAAUUUUAGGGUCUUGUUCACCUCUUCAUGGAAUUGCCCAUACCUGCACAUGUAUGUUGUCUUAAGAUAAAAAAUUGUUCAUGAAUGAUUUGGAUUUUGUUUGAUGUACAUGUGAA
Molecule: messenger RNA, 6511 nt
Organism: Acanthaster planci (crown-of-thorns starfish)
Lineage: Eukaryota; Metazoa; Echinodermata; Asteroidea; Valvatida; Acanthasteridae
Product: E3 ubiquitin-protein ligase NEURL1-like
Molecular function (GO): ubiquitin protein ligase activity
Source: RefSeq, a predicted model, not a curated record